This is a messenger RNA of Darwinula stevensoni, 3870 nucleotides long. The record is from the annotation of a GenBank genome assembly. NCBI's taxonomy places the organism in Eukaryota, Metazoa, Arthropoda, Ostracoda, Podocopida, Darwinulidae.
AUGAUCCAAACUGCGGAACGGACCCGGCCGGGGAAGGUCUGGCUUCCGACCUCCACUCGGGGUGCCAAGCCGCUUCGCAUCCCCGACCCCUCCCUCUCUUCGCGAGAAGAACCGCCUUGUUUACAGUCCCGCCACGCAUUACUGGAAGGCGUGACGAGUUCAUGGGGUUCCCUGCCACGAGCGUUUGAAACGUAUAAACAUUUGGAAUCAUUUGUUCCAGACUCCGUGAGUGGCCCGAGGAGAAAGCAGCUGGAUUUCACGCGAACGGGCUCGCGGAAACCGACGAUCGCGUUCGUCAACAUGACAAGCCUCCUAUGCCUCUUCGUGUCUGCCUCGAUCGCAUUCGCCAAAUACGGUUCUGGAGAAACCCUCGCCAUCUUCGGAGUGGAAAGCAAAGACUCCAACCAGGGAAACACGAUGUCCCUAUUGGAAUCGAGACUCUCUGAGCUCGCGGAGGACCUCGCCCUGCUGAAGGCGGACGCGGAACGCCUGUGGCAGGAGAGCGAGAUCCUCCGGCGGGAGAACGAGAGCCUCGAGACCCGUCUCGAGGAGGAACUGCGAGAGCGAGACGAAACGGCGGAGAUUCGGUGGAACAAAGACGAAAAAAGGAUUCAGUAUCUGGAGGCGAUCGCGCAGCAGAUCGCCCCGCGAACGUGUCAGGACCUGGCCGAGAUGGGAGUGAAUCGAACGGGAACUUACUUGGUGGACCCGGACGGAGCCCUCGAAGGCGAUCCACCGAUCAAAGUACUCUGUCACAUGGGAACGGAUCCGGUAACCACCGUCGUCCUGCACGACUCCAUGAAGGCAGAUACGGAAAUCGAUCGUUGCGUCGAUCCCGGCUGCUACAGGCGAAAGAUCGCGUACCAGGCAUCCAUGAAGCAGAUGGUGGCGCUGAUCGAUCGAUCGAAAUCUUGCGACCAACGAGUGAAAUACGACUGUUUUUCGGCGGCUCUGAGAACCGGAAACAUACAGCACUCGUGGUGGGUCGACCGCCACGGCCAGCCUCAACAUUACUGGGACGGAUCGAACCCAGCAAGACACGUCUGCAAGUGCGGCCUCACCGACUCCUGCAUCGACAGCAGCCUGCCUUGCAACUGCGACGCGGGGAUGCCCCGGUGGGAAUCCGACUCGGGAGCGGUCGCCGACGAGACGGCGCUGCCUGUCACGGAGCUCCGGUUCGGCGGGUUCGAGUUCGAGGGUCAGAGGGCGAAUUUCACUCUGGGUGGAUUGGCCUGCAGGGGAGAGGCGACGGGGAAAGAUCUUCCAAGAAAUUCGGCGAGCCAGCGGGAGAAUCCGGCGGAAUCGUGCGCGUCUCUGCGACGAGCCGGAAACAAUCAUUCCGGCUAUCAUCUGAUCGAGAGGAAAGAAGGACGGUUAGAUAUCGUCUCGUGCAGGAUGGACCUGAAAGAGACGGACCCCGAGUUUCAGGUGGAGACCGGUGCAAGCAUCGGAGAAAACGUCUUCGUUUCCAGGCGUCUUAAUCGAGACGAAACGGACGAGUUGAGGGUCGCGUGUGGGACGCCGGGGCUGUCCGUUCGACUCCGCCUGGAGAAGGGUGGCGACGUGGAUGUCUGCCUUGCGGAUGCAUUCCGUUUUCUGCGGCAUUUCUUUUGCAUCCCACGUCGAAUAAAAAGUGGAGCGAUGCUUCGUGUUUUGUCUAGCGGGUUUUACAUCGAAGUAAGGGAUCUCGAAGUUACAAAAGCGUUCCUGGCACUUCUCGACAGCCCCUCGCACACCAUCGCGCAGUGCCGUGAGUCACCGGUGACUCAACGUCCCAACAACCUCGGUGACACCCACGAGCCAUCACGGCACACGCUCGGAAAACCCGCAGCGAUCGAUGACGUCACGCCACGGCCUCCUCGACCCCUGGGACCUCCGAGGCCUCCCCCGCCUCCCCCCGCCUCCCCCGCCUCCCCCGCCUCCCCCCGUCGGAACGUCGACCGUCCGCGCCAGCAUCCGAUCCCGAGGAAAGGAGGAACCCCGAGAGCGUCCGUACGGGAGGUCCUCCGCGGCAGUCGACUCCGCGCGUCCGCGACGGAAACACGUCUGAGAAAAGAAGCGGAGACUGCAAUAGAAGAUGAAUGCCAUUUCGCUCGUCCUCGCUCUCAUCGCAUUGCCGGAAUUCGCUUUCGGACAGGUAAGUGCAAUCCAGGUGAUAUCGGUGAGUUCGUGCGGGUGAUGACGUUGAAUAAUGGAAGCGGCAAUUUUCCGAUGUACGGAUUCCGCUUGGCCGACGCCAACUCGGAGGAGAAAAUGUCAAACUUGGACGCAACGACUCGAGAGCACGCGGAUCAGAUCGCACAGCUCAAAGCCAGCAACGAAAACCUGCGGCACGACAACAAGAAGCUGAAGCACGACCACGAAGCCCUCAAGCACGACCACGAAGCCCUCAAGCGCGACCUCGAAGCCCUGAAAUCCCAACUCCAGGAAUUCCUGCCCGAGAAAGGCGAGAAGACGAAACGAAACGGCGUCGAAGCGAGACUCCAAUAUUUGGAGUCCAUCGUCAUGCUGCAAAUCAUGCGCACGUGCGCAUCAAGUGCGCAUCAAGUUCCCACUCACGUGGUCCUUCAGUACGCCCUGUCACAAGGUGGAAAGACCCCCCACUCUCCUCCCCCUCUCCCUUCCCACUCCCCCUCCCUUCCCCAUUCCCUCCUCCUCCUCCUCCUCCUCCCCAAGAAGGCCCCCCGAUCGUGCCAAGCUCUCGCAGACUUGGGGAUGACGAAGACGGGAACUUAUUUCGUGGACCCAGACGGAGCUCUCGUCGGCGAUCCGCCCAUCCAAGUCUUCUGCGACAUGAAAACAGAUCCGGUGUCGACCAUCGUCCUGCACGACUCGAUGAAGGAAAACACAGAGAUCGAUCGCUGCGAUGAUCCUGGCUGCUACGUUCGAAACAUCACGUACGAGGCAUCGCUGAAACAGAUGGUGUCGUUGAUCGAUCAAUCGCAGACGUGUGACCAAUACAUAAGAUACGGCUGCCUUUCGGCGGCACUGAGCACCGGCGGCGCCACGCAAUACGCAUGGUGGGUCGACCGCCACGGCCAACCUCAAUAUUAUUGGCACGGAUGGAAUUCGGCAGUACACGUGUGCAAGUGCGGGCGCAUCGACGAUUGCAUCGACAACAACCUGCUUUGCAACUGCGACGCGGAAGCGCCUCAGUGGGAAUCGGACUCGGGGACGAUCACCAACGAGACGGCGCUGCCCAUCACCCAGCUGCGAUUCGGCGGACUGCAGUUCAAAGGGCAGAGAGCGAACUUCACGCUGGGCGGAUUGGUCUGCAAGGGCAAGGCCUCCAGAGACAAGAUCGCUGGAGGCAAGACUUCCGAGACGGAGUUUCCCGAAGUGUCGUGCGCGUCUCUGCGACGAGGCGGGAACAGAGAGACCGGCUAUCAUCUGAUCAGGGAGAAAGAAGGACGGUUGGAUGUCGUCCUCUGCAGGAUGGAACUGGACGAGGCGGAUCCCGACUUUCAGGUUCACACCGGCGCUCGCAUCGCCGAGCGAGGCGUCUACUUCGACGCGUAUCGAAACGCGUCGACGAGGAGCACGGACGUGAUCACGUACGAGGGGACUCUGGUGAACCUGGGCGACGGCAUGAUGCCGAAGAUCGGCAUCUUCACCGCCCCCUUCCCCGGGAUCUACGCCUUCCACUUCCAUCUCUCGGCUCAAUCCAACUACGAGAUUCUCGUCAACCUGCGGAGAAACGAGGAGACCCAGGCGAGCCUCUACUCCCGAAGCCACGCGAAUCCCGGUCAAUCCAUCCUGCUCCAUCUGGACGAGGGCGACGAGGUCGAUGCCUUCUUGGAGAAAGGGCAAUUCACUGCGGACGCGAAUCACGUCGCACAUUUUGUCGGGUAUCUCUUGUAUCCAAUGUAA